Manis pentadactyla (Chinese pangolin) is the source of this 903-nucleotide messenger RNA. It is a transcript of the gene NTPCR, whose product is annotated as nucleoside-triphosphatase, cancer-related. Gene Ontology annotation, molecular function: ribonucleoside triphosphate phosphatase activity. The transcript is spliced from 5 exons. Bases 117 to 587 code for a protein of 156 amino acids. The record is from RefSeq and is a predicted model, not a curated record. NCBI's taxonomy places the organism in Eukaryota, Metazoa, Chordata, Mammalia, Pholidota, Manidae.
GUCGGCGGAGGCGGGGCCUGAAGCACGCCGGGGGCGGGCCCCGGAAACGCUAUCUUCACCCCUUGGUUGCGACAGUGACCUCGACCCGGCCGCGACCCCUACCUGGGUACACCAGUAUGGCCCUGCACGUCUUCCUGACGGGGCCCCCAGGAGUUGGAAAAACAACAUUGAUCCAGAAAACCAGUGAGGUUUUAAAGUCCUCUGGUAUAUCUGUCGAUGGAUUUUAUACAGAAGAAGUCAGACAGGGAGGGAGAAGAAUAGGAUUUGAUGUUGUCACGUUAUCCGGCCCACGGGGGCUUUUAUCUAGAGUUGGGUUAGAACCUCUGCCCGGAAAACGUGAAUGCAGAGUUGGCCAGUAUGUAGUGGAUCUGACUUCCUUCGAGCAGUUGGCACUUCCGGUCUUGAGGAAUGUCCCAACAGUGGCCCAGGGCAGAGAGUGUGUGUCAUCGAUGAGAUUGGGAAAAUGGAGCUCUUCAGUCAGCCCUUCAUCCAGGCUGUUCAUCAGACACUGGCCACCCCAGGGACUGUGGUCCUUGGCACGAUCCCAUUACCUAAAGGAAAACCGCUGGCCUUUGUGGAAGAAAUAAGACACAGAAACGACGUGAAAGUGUUCAAUGUCACCAAGGAAAACAGAAACCACCUCUUGCCAGCUAUUGUGACGUGUGUGCAGAGCAGCAGGAAGUGAGGACAGUUUGUGUUACAGCUUUUCUGCACAUGAAGAAAUGCGCCAGAUGGAGAGCUGAGCAGUGCCCUGCAUGUCAUUGUUUUAUGCCUUCGGGUUUAUGAAACCUUGUGGACUUUUCCAAAGAAAGCCUGACAGCUGGUUUCCAUAAAAUGUUUAAGACAUCAAAUUAGCCUUAAUGCUGGAUUGGCUCUACAAGAUUAACAAUCCAUUGUGAUUUA